Messenger RNA from Daktulosphaira vitifoliae (grape phylloxera), 1705 nucleotides. RefSeq names its product Golgi resident protein GCP60. Gene Ontology annotation, cellular component: Golgi membrane. Lineage: Eukaryota; Metazoa; Arthropoda; Insecta; Hemiptera; Phylloxeridae. The transcript has 9 exons. The coding region runs from base 185 to 1495 and encodes 436 amino acids. Gene Ontology annotation, molecular function: fatty-acyl-CoA binding. The record is from RefSeq and is a predicted model, not a curated record.
UGAUAAACUAUGUACGAAAAUUGUAUCUAUAUAAUUAAUUACGAAAAUUGGGAACUAUCUACUUAGGUUAACAUUUUACAAGGAAUCUUGAUCCUGAUUAUAUAACUUGAAAGUUAUCAAUCGCAAAACAUAAAAAAUAUCCCUUGGACUCUAGCAUUUUAUUGUAAAUAGUAAUUACCAAAAAAUGUGUAACAACUCAAAAGAAGACGAUCUUGUCGAAAAAUGGGGAUUACCUUUAAAAGAACUUUAUAGCCUUGCACUGAAAUUUUUUAAAGAAAAAGAAGGUAAAGCUAUUCAUUUCACAUAUGAUGAUAAACUUAAACUUGUUGCUUAUACAAGACAAGUAAGUCAUGGGAAAUUGGAUGAAUCAAAAUUACCACCAUUGGGUGUAUUCGAUGUCAUAGGAAGAGAUAGAAGAUUGGCUUGGCAAGCACUAGGUGAUAUGUCAACUGAAAACUCUAUGAUAAAUUUUGUGAAAUUGGUCAAUAAAGAAUGUGCUUUAUUUAAACAUACUAUUGAAGCUUACAAAGCAGAUUUAAUUGAACAAAAAAGAAUUAUGGAAGAAAAAAUUAAAAAAGAACAAGAAGAACUAGAAAAACAGUUUGCUCUUAUGGACUUAAAACAAAAAGAAGAAGAAGAAAGGCAAAGACAGGAAAAUACAAAACAGCUUAUUCAAGAAGCUUUAAAUAAACAAACUUAUAGUCAAUUUUUAACUUAUGCUCAAAAUCAAUUUCCAAGUAAUCCAGAUGAACAAGCUAUUCUUGUAAGACAACUUCAAGAACAGCAUUAUCAUCAAUACAUGCAACAGUUGCAACAAAAUUAUGAACCUGGAAAAGAGAUUGAAGUUGCAAAUGCUAUUUCUGCUCCUGUUGAAAAGGAAAAUGAAAAUGAGAGUGCAUGUAGUGAGAAGUGUGAAAAUGGACAAUGUCUAUCUGGAGAAUGUUCAGUUCAAACAUUAUAUCCUGCAUCAAUGUGGACUAGAAAAGACAUUGAUGUUUUUAAAUCUAAUCUAUUAAGAGAAGGAGGAGAAGCAGUUAUAAAAAUUAAUCACGGUGAAACAGUUACUGUCAGAGUUCCUACAGCUGAAGGGGGUAAUUGUGUGUUUUGGGAAUUUGCUACUGAUGACCAUGAUAUUGGGUUUGGAGUUUACUUUGAAUGGAUUAAACCUAAUACUAGUCAAGUUUCAGUUCAUGUCUCAGAAAGUGAAGAUGAUGAUUAUGAUGAUUUGGAUGAUGAUGAAGAAAAUAUUAAUCCAGAAUUACUUCAUGAAAUGGAACAAAAUGGAGUUACAAUAAAAGAUUUGAAAAAGAGUAGUUUAGUGGAUCGCCCGCCAUUAUCAAUUAUUAUACCAGUCUAUCGACGAGAUUGUCAUAAAGAAGUGUAUGCUGGAAGCCAUUUAUAUCCUGGUGAAGGAGUUUAUUUACUAAAAUUUGAUAAUUCUUAUAGUCUUUGGCGGUCAAAAACAUUAUAUUACAGAAUAUAUUAUUCUCAGUAAUCUAUAUAAAUAUUUAUUUUAAAUGUUCUACCAUUAUGUAAUUUUCUCUACAAUUUAUUUUAAGUUAUUUUGUUUGUGUUAUAUAUCCUAAUAUUUAUUUUAUUAUUAAUAUGUACAAGUUUAUUUAUCUACUAUGUAGAUAGCUAUUAUUAUUUUAAAAAUAUUUUUAUAAUAUUUGCUUCAGUUAACUAUGUUUUUAAAAAAUAUAUA